UGGGAUCGGAAAUGUUGAAACAUCCUCUUUGAAUUGAUAAUGUUUCUCAUUUAGAGCAACCUUUCAACAAUACAGAAAAAUCAGAGGAGCCUAUUUUCCAUACAUCGAGGCAAACUUCCUUUGAACCAAUCUUUUGGAUUGCUGUUUUAAGAAUUGGCGCAAUCGUUUUUAACUCACAUGAGCUCCACUCUCAAUCCCUAUCUCAGUUCAGUUCUAGUUUAGAUAUAUUGGUAAAGAACUGAUGUUCGAGAAAGCGUGAAACUUCGCCUAUAUUUUUGUCACAAUCCUGUAUGGUUAAUCACUUGAGAUCUUUAAUCUCAACAUUGUCUUUGAUGAUCGCAUUCAUAAAUUCUACAUCCUUUGCUAUACUAAGGUCGAUCUUCAAUUCAUCAAGCCUUUUUGAUUUAAGAUCACACUUCAUCACUUCUUCGUAUAGUUUCUCUAAUUCUCUGCCUUCAUAUAUUUCCUUUAAAUAUUCUUCUGUGGCUUUCUUAUCCUCUUCCAUAAUCUGAGGUUCUUCUGGGUUAACGAUUUCUUCUCCUAAUUCUAGUUCUUUAAGUUUAUGGACUUUAUGUGUAGUAUUAAAAUUCAUCAUAAAACUACAAUAGCUGGCAUAAACUUCAUUUUUCAGAACUCUUUCUGAGAGUUCAAGUAUGGAUUUGAGCAAAUCCCCAUAUUCCAAAAAUCUGUCAUGCCUUAUUGAGUUUUCAAGUUGCUCUCUCAUUUGGAUGAUCUUAGAAUGAUAUUCUGGAAUAAACUCAUCGAUUCCAUCUAUAUGCAUCUGAAUUUUUAGCUUCUGACUGUCUUCUUUCAUAAUAUCGAGCAUUUUUAGGAGGUGAGUGAUGUUGUCAUCUAUUCUGGCUGGAAUAAUAAUCUCUUCAACUUCUCACUCUCUGUGGUACUUGUCUUUGCAGCCAUAACACAGAAUGGCUUUGUGGUGGCGGCAGAACACUUUCCUUUCGGAUUUGCACAGUUCGGUAAAUCAAGUUUUCA
Molecule: messenger RNA, 993 nt
Organism: Moneuplotes crassus
Lineage: Eukaryota; Ciliophora; Spirotrichea; Euplotida; Euplotidae
Source: the annotation of a GenBank genome assembly